Apis florea (little honeybee) is the source of this 6571-nucleotide messenger RNA. It is a transcript of the gene para, whose product is annotated as sodium voltage-gated channel paralytic. Gene Ontology annotation, biological process: membrane depolarization during action potential; neuronal action potential; sodium ion transmembrane transport. Gene Ontology annotation, cellular component: voltage-gated sodium channel complex; plasma membrane. Lineage: Eukaryota; Metazoa; Arthropoda; Insecta; Hymenoptera; Apidae. Gene Ontology annotation, molecular function: voltage-gated sodium channel activity; calcium ion binding. The record is from RefSeq and is a predicted model, not a curated record.
AUUUCAAAAGUAACGAAAUUGAAAUUGAAUUAUUUUAUUUAGCUAAUUGGUACGUGGACGAGGCGAAAAACAUGCCUUUGUGUGGAAAUUCAUCUGGAGCAGGGCAGUGCCUUCCUGGUUACACGUGUUUACAAGGAUACGGUGAAAAUCCGAAUUACGGUUACACGAGUUUCGAUACCUUCGGCUGGGCAUUGUUAUCCGCCUUUCGUCUGAUGACGCAAGAUUAUUGGGAAAAUCUGUACCAAUUGGUGCUUAGAUCGGCCGGCCCAUGGCAUAUGUUGUUCUUCAUCGUGAUCAUUUUUCUUGGCUCGUUUUAUCUCGUCAACUUGAUUCUUGCUAUUGUCGCGAUGUCUUACGAUGAAUUGCAGAAGAAAGCUGAGGAAGAGGAAGCAGCCGAGGAGGAAGCUAUAAGAGAAGCCGAGGAAGCAGCACUGGCGAAGGAGAACAAAUUAGCGGCACAAGCGGCAGCCCGAGAGGCGGCAGCACAUGCGGCGGUGACCGCCGCUGACCAGAUAGUCAAAUCUCCAUCAGACUUCUCGUGUCACAGCUACGAAUUGUUCGUCGGUCAGGAGAAAGGGAACGACGAUAACAACAAGGAGAGGAUGAGCAUACGUUCGAUCGAAUCGGUCAGCGAGCACAGAGUGAAACAGAUCAACAAUCACACGACCACCACUAAAGUGCGAAAAGUCAGCGCCGUCUCUCGCGCCGCUAAUGGCCAGUUUACUUAUGCCUACCAGGAAAGCCUGCGGAAGGCGAGCCUUAGUCUGCCUGGCUCACCGUUCAAUCUUCGCCGGAGCAGCCGCGGUAGCCAUCAGUUCACGAUCAGAAAUGGGAGGGGCCGUUUCGUCGGGCCGCCCGGCGGUGACCGGAAGCCGUUGGUACUGUCCACGUUCCUCGACGCCCAGGAACACCUGCCCUACGCUGAUGACUCGAACGCGGUCACGCCUAUGUCCGAGGAGAACGGCACGAUCGUUGUGCCCGUCUACUACGCGAAUCUUGGGUCCAGGCAUUCUUCGUACACGUCGCACGCCUCACGCCUCUCGUACACGUCUCACGGUGAUCUGAUCGGCGGGAUAGCGAACGCGGGGAAACCUAUGACCAAGGAGAGCCAGUUGAGGAUCAGAUCUGUCAGGCCGCCGUCUGUCAAUGGACAUUUCACGGAUAAUAAUCAGAAGUACCAUUACGAGGGUGAUCUGGAAGAUCCAAUGGGCAAGGCAAAGCAACAAGACAAUCCGUUUAUAGAGCCUUCUCAACAACAUGCCGUGGUUGAUAUGAAAGACGUGAUGGUGUUGAACGAUAUCAUAGAACAGGCGGCGGGACGACAGAGCAGAACUCCGGAGCAAGGAGUUUCUUCGACCUAUUACUUUCCGACAGACGACGAUGAAGAAGGGCCGACAUUUAAGGACAAAUUAUUGACCGCGGUGCUACGUUGCAUCGAUAUCUUCUGCGUGUGGGACUGUUGCUGGUUGUGGCUUGAGUUUCAAAAAUACGUGGCUCUUUUGGUGUUCGAUCCAUUCGUAGAGUUGUUCAUCACCCUUUGUAUCGUCGUCAACACACUAUUCAUGGCACUUGAUCAUCAUGAUAUGGACAAGGAUAUGGAAAGGGUGCUCAAGACGGGAAAUUAUUUCUUCACGGCAACAUUCGGUAUCGAGGCAACGCUCAAGCUGAUAGCAAUGAGUCCGAAAUUUUACUUUCAAGAAGGAUGGAAUAUAUUCGACUUCAUUAUCGUCGCUCUCUCGCUCCUGGAAUUAGGAUUAGAAGGUGUACAAGGUCUUUCCGUGUUGCGAUCGUUCAGAUUGUUGAGAGUGUUCAAACUGGCAAAGUCGUGGCCUACGUUGAAUCUGUUAAUUUCGAUCAUGGGUAGAACAGUGGGCGCCCUGGGUAAUCUGACGUUCGUGUUGUGCAUCAUUAUCUUCAUUUUCGCCGUGAUGGGUAUGCAAUUGUUCGGCAAGAACUACACUGACAACGUGGAUCGAUUCCCGGAUGGUGAUCUACCAAGAUGGAAUUUCACCGAUUUUAUGCAUUCGUUCAUGAUCGUCUUUCGUGUACUCUGCGGAGAAUGGAUCGAGUCUAUGUGGGACUGUAUGCUUGUGGGCGACGUUUCUUGCAUACCGUUCUUUCUGGCCACCGUCGUCAUCGGUAAUCUGGUUGUGCUGAAUCUCUUCUUGGCUUUGUUGCUGAGCAACUUCGGCUCGUCGAAUCUAUCGGCGCCGACCGCAGACAACGAUACGAACAAGAUCGCGGAAGCGAUCGAUCGAAUAGCACGAUUCGUUAAGUGGAUCAAGCGAAAUGUCCUUUAUCUUGCUAAAAUGAUGCGAGCCAAACUCACCAAUCAGAUAUCCGAUCAGGCGCCAGGUGAGGGACCGUCCAACAGUUGGAAAGAAGAUGGAAUUGAUCGCGAUGGGGACCUAGAUCUUGCAGAUGGCGAACUCGAUGCGUAUAGAGAUAAGAAGAGUGCCAAGGAGCUGAACCAAUUAGAAGUUGCUAUUGGGGAUGGAAUGGAAUUUACGAUUCAUGGAGACCUAAAGAAUAAAUUGAAGAAGGGUAAAUUGUGCAUGAACAACAGCAAAGUUAUAGCAAAUUCGAUAAAUCAUCGUGACUACAGGCUGGAUAAUGAUUACAUUAAUCAAAAUGAGGAUGAUACCAUCAGUAAUAAAUCAUAUGGCAGCCAUAAAAAUAGGGCGUUCAAGGACGAAAGUCAUAAGGGGAGCAUGGAUUCAUUGGAUGGAGAAGAAAAGAAGGAUGCGAGCAAAGAAGAUUUAGAACAAGAAGAAGACCUUGGUGAAGAAGGAGAGGAAGGAGAAGGUGUUAUAGGCGAUGCGAUUAUCCAAGCAGAGGAAGAUCCCAUCGAAUCCGAUUAUCCAGCUGAUUGUUGUCCAGAAAAUUGUUACAAGAAGUUCCCAUUCUUAGCUGGCGAUGACGACGCACCGUUUUGGCAGGGUUGGGCGAAUUUGAGACUGAAGACCUUCCAACUAAUUGAGAACAAGUAUUUUGAGACUGCCGUCAUUUUGAUGAUCCUUUUGAGUAGUAUGGCUCUCGCCUUGGAAGAUGUGCAUCUUCAACAACGACCCAUUCUGCAAGAUAUCUUGUACUACAUGGACCGAAUAUUUACUGUGAUUUUUUUCAUCGAAAUGUUAAUCAAAUGGUUGGCUCUUGGCUUCAAAAAAUACUUCACGAAUGCUUGGUGCUGGCUUGAUUUUAUCAUUGUCAUGGUGUCACUCAUUAACUUCGUAGCGUCGCUCUGUGGCGCUGGCGGGAUCCAAGCCUUCAAAACAAUGAGGACCCUAAGGGCCCUAAGGCCACUCAGGGCGAUGUCUAGAAUGCAGGGAAUGCGGGUAGUCGUCAACGCUUUGGUUCAAGCCAUUCCAUCCAUUUUCAACGUGUUACUGGUGUGUCUUAUCUUCUGGUUGAUCUUCGCCAUUAUGGGUGUACAGCUUUUUGCCGGCAAAUAUUUUAAGUGUGUAGAUGCGAAUAAAACAACACUCAGCCAUGAAAUCAUUCCUGAUCGAAAUGCCUGCUUGGCUGAGAACUACACUUGGGAAAAUUCUCCAAUGAAUUUCGACCACGUAGGAAAAGCUUAUUUAUGCUUGUUUCAAGUGGCUACAUUCAAAGGAUGGAUUCAGAUCAUGAACGAUGCCAUCGACUCUAGGGAGCUCAACAAACAACCAAUUCGUGAAACGAACAUCUACAUGUAUUUCUAUUUUGUAUUCUUCAUUAUAUUCGGAUCGUUUUUUACCCUUAAUCUAUUCAUUGGUGUGAUCAUCGAUAACUUUAACGAACAAAAGAAAAAGGCAGGAGGUUCCCUCGAGAUGUUCAUGACAGAAGAUCAAAAGAAAUAUUACAACGCUAUGAAAAAGAUGGGUAGCAAGAAACCACUUAAAGCCAUUCCACGUCCAAGGUGGAGACCGCAAGCAAUAGUGUUUGAAAUAGUGACAGACAAAAAGUUCGAUAUGAUAAUUAUGUUGUUCAUCGGAUUGAACAUGCUUACAAUGACGUUGGACCAUUAUCAACAAACUCAGACUUUCAGCGAUGUUCUGGACUAUCUAAACAUGAUAUUCAUUGUGAUAUUCACCAGCGAGUGUCUCAUGAAGAUCUUUGCUCUACGUUACCACUAUUUCAAGGAGCCAUGGAAUCUCUUUGAUUUUGUUGUUGUUAUAUUGUCAAUAUUAGGUCUGGUCCUCAGCGAUAUUAUUGAGAAAUACUUCGUAUCGCCAACAUUGCUUCGUGUAGUAAGGGUGGCAAAAGUCGGUCGUGUGCUUCGACUCGUGAAAGGUGCCAAGGGUAUUCGAACUCUUCUUUUCGCCUUGGCGAUGUCGUUACCAGCUCUCUUCAAUAUUUGCCUAUUACUGUUUUUGGUGAUGUUUAUCUUUGCAAUUUUUGGAAUGUCGUUCUUCAUGCACGUGAAAGACAAGAGCGGACUGGAUGAUGUGUACAAUUUUAAAACGUUUGGACAGUCGAUGAUAUUGUUAUUCCAGAUGUCAACGUCCGCUGGUUGGGACGGUGUUCUUGACGGUAUAAUAAACGAAGAGGACUGCCAGGAACCAAACAACGAGAUAGGAUAUCCGGGCAAUUGUGGUUCGUCUACGAUCGGCAUUGCCUAUCUUCUCUCGUAUUUGGUGAUCAGCUUUUUAAUCGUGAUAAAUAUGUACAUCGCCGUAAUCUUGGAGAACUACUCUCAAGCGACCGAGGAUGUGCAGGAAGGUUUGACGGAUGACGAUUACGAUAUGUACUACGAGAUCUGGCAACAGUUUGAUCCAGACGGGACACAGUACAUCAGAUACGAUCAGUUGUCCGAUUUCUUGGACGUGCUCGAGCCGCCACUGCAGAUACACAAGCCGAACAAGUACAAGAUCGUAUCGAUGGACAUUCCUAUAUGCAAAGGAGAUAUGAUGUUCUGCGUGGACAUCUUGGACGCUCUCACCAAAGACUUCUUCGCGCGUAAGGGUAAUCCGAUCGAGGAGACAGCAGAGAUCGAGGUUCAAACGCGUCCAGGUGAGACUGGUUAUGAACCGGUCUCUUCUACUUUGUGGCGUCAGCGCGAAGAAUAUUGCGCGCGUUUGAUCCAGAACGCUUGGAGAAAACACAAACAGCAGCGUCUAGGCGGACCCAGCGAAGAAAGCGAUGACGCUGACACGGAUCCACGAGUCAGACAAACCGCAGUCUUAGUCGAGAGUGACGGUUUUGUAACGAAAAAUGGCCACAGAGUUGUCAUCCACAGCCGAUCGCCGAGCGUAACCUCGAGAACCGCGGACGUCUGAUCGGCGUCCAUAAUGUCUCCAGCACCGCCACCGUCGUAGCAAGCGCCACCACGAACCACAAAUUGGCGGCGUCCGUGCGACGAUCGCUCCAUCUGCAGCAUCGCCGAUUAACAGCUAUAGAAUUACCGACAGACGCGUCGAUUUCACGCAGCGUCUGCAGUGCUGAUACUGCUCGCGAGGAGCAGCGGCCUCACGGACCUCGCGCGCGCUCUCCAUCGACAGCCUUAUAGUUGUAUAAAAAAUAAAAGAAAGAAAAAAACAAAAAAAAAAUAAAAUAAAAUAAAAAAAAUAAAAAAUACAUUCCUCCAACGAGUUGCCUUUAAUCUACUGUAAACGCUACGAUCGUUGGGAAAGACACGUCGCUAGCUGAUGAACACACGAGCGAGGACUAGGAUACACGAGACAUGUGUUUGUUUGUCCUGAACGAGUCAAAAACGGGGCGCAAAUAAUAAGAUGAUAAAGAGAAACAUAAAGUUAUCAUCAAUCGUCCGUGUUCGUUAUCGGAUUGGUUCGGCUCUCGUUCCGUGGUGCAAGAGGAAUUCAUGGAAUCGCAAUUGAAAAAUAAGAUUUGGCUAUGAAACGAAGAUACGGAUAGACAUACGAAGAGGAAUCGAAGGACAAGAACUUUAACAGGAAAGAACGCAUAUAAAGAAUAUAAUGAUAGUCGGUGUAUAGAGAAAAGUGUAUUUGACUCUGUACAACGUAACCUUCGAGUCGACUUCCCCCCCUUUAAAAAUAAAUCAGGGCUCGAAGGUUAACGUUGCUACGCGCUCAGUAUUCCUGCCUUCGAUGGACUUCGUUACGGUACUUCUUACCGUUCUUUUUUUUUUUAGAAAUCGUACGAUGACGAUGACGAUCCGCGCCGGCUGCGUUAGCUGCACGCAUACUCGAGACGCAAUGAAAUGAAAAAUCUUUUCACGUGACCGACAAUGAAAUGAAGAUCUACGGUGGGAUAGUUGAUAUUGCCGCGUUUGCAAAAAGAAAAAAAAAAGAAGAGAGAGAGAGAAAAAUGAGCGAUCGUUUCUCAUCGUUUCUCUAAAAGAAAACUUAUCGGUAGAGCCGAUUCGUAAAAUUCUAUCCGCGUAUAUUGGAUUUUUUACACGAUUUUGACAGCGACUCGCCAACUCGCUGGCAAAUACAACAUAAACGAAAAGAAGUUAAAAAAAUAUAUAGAAAUGUAAUAAAAAAAAAAUCAAUGUUGAUUCGCUGCGGUCGAGGUUCGUGGGUGACAUUUGUUCAUUUAUUUGUUAUUCUGGUCAUCGUACUGUGGUGUAUAAUAAAUACGAGAAAGUUUUUUGAACUUAAUUAACUGA